Leucoraja erinaceus (little skate) is the source of this 2633-nucleotide messenger RNA. RefSeq names its product E3 SUMO-protein ligase PIAS4-like. Bases 16 to 1815 code for a protein of 599 amino acids. NCBI's taxonomy places the organism in Eukaryota, Metazoa, Chordata, Chondrichthyes, Rajiformes, Rajidae. Gene Ontology annotation, biological process: protein sumoylation; regulation of transcription by RNA polymerase II. The transcript has 12 exons. Gene Ontology annotation, molecular function: zinc ion binding; SUMO ligase activity; transcription coregulator activity. The record is from RefSeq and is a predicted model, not a curated record.
GCCGGCAACCUACACAUGAAAAAACCAAUGGAUGCCUCAAUGUCUUCAGAUCAAGAGAUUCCAUCUGGUGCAGAAGAACAUGUGGAAGUUGAAGUAUCUGUUUUCCAGAUAGAAAGAGAAGAACCAGAGGAUACAAUCAUACGAAUUAGACUGGGUAAUCGUUUACGACAACGAAGACGUCGUCAGCGUCUUCGUGCUUCUAGAAGUGAAGCAGAGAGAGUGGAACCAUCACAAAAUCAAUGUCCAUUACAGGAUACUGCAAAUGAAAUGGAACAACGUGAAACUAAUUCAGAGAUUUUGCAGUUGAACCAAGGGGGACAACUCGAAAGCCUUCCUAACAGUAACAAUGCUGAGUCUUCCACUGUUGAGGAUACAGCUGAUCAACUGGAAAAAAAUAGAGAGACUAUCGAUUUACAUGAUUUUGAGCGAAUUCUGAGGCGUCGAGAGAGUGUACGCUUGAGCCAGAGAAGGCGGCGAGAACGUCUUCGUAACUUGAGUCAUAGUCUAGAAUCUUCUGAUCCACUUGCAAGAUGUCGAAACAUGAUCCUGGGCUUUAGGAUAUCUGAGCUUCAAGCACUUCUAAGGUUUGCAGGACGUAACAAAAGUGGGCUGAAACAUGAAUUGGUAUCACGGGCAUUACAGCUCUUAAGGACUAGCUGCUCAGCGGAGAUUUUAAAGAAGAUCCAAGAUUUACAUGCUCAACGGAACGGUUUAACGCCAACAAAUGCACAGAGUCAACAGCUUCUAUCUGCACCAACGUUUCCUUUGCAUUCUUCAGAAGCAGCCCUAAAUGCAAGAACAUCAGUUCCAAUUUGCCACACAGGAAAAGAUGAUACAAAAUCUAAAGUGAGAUUAACAAAAUUGCCUUUCUACGAAAUAUUAGAUGAUCUCAUGAAACCUACAGAUCUAGUCCCAACUAGCAGUGAGAGAAUUCAGGAGAAUCAGUUCAGUUUUACAUUAACUGAGAAGCAGAGAGAACAGAUUAUUGCUGGGUGCUCUAAGAAUGGUGUGCAGUCAGUUCAACUUCAGUUAAGGAUAUGUCACACAGAUACAGAAUUUAUGCAGGAAGACCAGUAUCCUCCCUAUCUGUCAGUAAAAGUAAACUCAAGAGUGUGUCCUUUCACGAGUUACUUUUCAUCAAAUAAGCCUGGAGUAGAACCAAAAAGACCAUGUCGGCCCAUUGAUGUUACACCUCUUCUCAAUUUGACAUCUCGUGGAGCUAACUACUUAAAUGUGUUUUGGGGCCAUUUUACUACGCGAUAUUCUAUGGUAUUACACCUUGUAAGGCAGCACAGAGUAGCAGAAUUACUGCACAAACUUCAAGCAAAUGAGACUAGAGCCUCUGAAAUUUCCAGGGAAUUAAUUCGCAAAAAGCUUCGAUUGGAACCUGAUAAUGAUGUGACCACAACUGGCCUUCGUGUCUCUCUUAUGUGUAGCCUUGGCAAGAUACGCCUAUCGGUGCCCUGCCGUGGUAUUACCUGCACACAUUUGCAGUGUUUUGAUGCAGCCCUUUAUAUUCAGAUGAAUGAAAAAAAACCCACUUGGAUGUGUCCUGUGUGUGACAAGCCAGCUCCUUAUGAACUGUUAUUUGUAGAUCAGCUGUUUUUAGAUAUAUUGAAAGAGUGUGAAGAUGCUACCGAGGUUCAGUUUAAGGAUGAUGGUAGCUGGUCUCCAAUAAAGCCAGAUAAGCAGCCACAGAAGAAUUUUGGACACAAAUAUUCAAUAGUGGAAUUAGAAGACUCCAAUAAUCAGUUUGGUAAUCCUGCGAAUGGCAAGAGUGACAUGGACGUUAUUGACCUGACUGUAGACUGUUAAUGGGGAGGAUUGGCUUUCCAAAAACAAAUGUUGCUGUGGAUGUUGGAGAGAGUGCACCAAGCGUGCAGGACACAUUGUGGAAAUAUCCAUCGAAAGAAGUCUACCUCUCGCAUUGUAGGCAUUAAUUUCUCUUGGCUCUCCAGCCACGUCUACCUCUUGAAAGGAUUGGCACAGUAAAAGAAGACAGAUAAUCUGUUUGGAGAAAUGCUGCUCUUCAAGAGUGCAUUCUUAUCGACGUGAAGAAACAAUGGAUUAGUUUUAAACUGUGUGGAGAAGUAAGGACAACACAUCGUAGUAGGGUUGUUUUUAAACUCUGCUCAUGACUCCUGAAUGGGUAUAGAUACCUAACCACAUCCUUGUUCUUGGAGUGCAGCAUAUAGAAACAAAUCAAAGCAAGUAAAAAUUGUAAAAUAAAACUGGCCUCUUGUUUAUUGCUUUUACUUUUUGAUUUCUAAGCGAGCGCCCAUUGUCAAGCAAGCCAGAGUUUAUAUGCUGAUUUUAGGAGUAAAACAUCUUGGAGUUCUUCAUCUUACUGUUUGAUUCAAAACACCUAGCAAGUAUAUUGUUAGUACUGCUUGAAGCUGAAGUACCUGUAGGCAAACAGUGUUAAUCACAAUUCUCUUUUAUGUGCUUAAGUUUAAGGAGGUAGCUUGGAGAAGUAGGUUGGCUGAGGUGUAGAAUAACACACUAAGAAAUAUGGUAGGUCUCCAGUAAAAAUAUGAAACAGCUAUAAGCCCCGUUCUCAAGGUGGGAAAAUUCUUGAGAGAGAGUGAUGUUUUGCAUUUGUACAUCUCCAAGCAGUUAAGAAAAUGGAAGGA